This is a messenger RNA of Apaloderma vittatum (bar-tailed trogon), 5615 nucleotides long. RefSeq names its product La ribonucleoprotein domain family, member 4B (gene LARP4B). The transcript has 16 exons. Gene Ontology annotation, molecular function: mRNA 3'-UTR binding. NCBI's taxonomy places the organism in Eukaryota, Metazoa, Chordata, Aves, Trogoniformes, Trogonidae. Bases 1 to 5499 code for a protein of 1832 amino acids. The record is from RefSeq and is a predicted model, not a curated record. Gene Ontology annotation, cellular component: cytoplasmic stress granule; cytosol. Gene Ontology annotation, biological process: positive regulation of translation.
AUGGGCUGCUGCUUCAGUAAAGAAUUGAGUAACAGCACAGAUGAGGAGAAAACCAGCUUGCUACAAAAAUCUGUGGAAGAGGAAGCAUCAGAGUCAAGGAUAAGUAAAACUUUAUCUUCAAUUUUAGGAACUGUGGAAAGCCAGGAUCUGCGAACGGUGGGAAGGACAGUUAACGGGGCAGCUGUGGUAGUCGGCAUUGAACGUGUUUGUAGCGAUGAUUGCGCAGUGUCAGAUUCUACAUCUGGGCUCCAGGGUAGAAAAGCAAAAUACCCGUCAUACAGAACCAUGGAGAAUAUUCCCCAUGAGAGCUCUAGGAGGGCAUAUAACAGACCUUUUAGUUUCUUUAAUUCCUUUAGUCACCUCCUGAAGGUCUCUGGUACAUAUGUAAAUGUGCAGAAAAGUGAAGAAAAGAAAGAGAGGGUUAUUAAAAAAAGAACACCUAAAAAAUCUAAUAGUAAUGACCAGCAAAUGAACAAUAUAGAAAAUACUAAUAAUGAAAAUGUAGCUGCAGAAGAGCGUUGCUUGCUUGAUCAUAUUUCUACUUCACAUGUACCAGACAUCCUAGACAAAGGCUUAGAUGGUGAAAUUUCCUUAAAUAGAAAUUUUGUGGAGGGUUAUGCAGUUACAUGUGACUGUUCAAGGCAGAAUGGAACAACUGUAAACGCUGAGGACAGCAGGAGUGAUGGCCUACAAAAAGUUUCAAGUUCAUAUAGAGAGAUGUCUCCAACAUUUUCCUAUCUUGAUGUAGACAGCAGACAAAAUACAAGAGAGAGAGAGUUUUACAGUAUUUGUGUUGUAGAUGCUGAAGAUCUGAAAGGGGAUGAAGAGGUGCCAGCUACUGCACAUGAAGAGGCUGUGGCAGACAUAGAUAACUCAGCUGUUACUGCUGGAGGAAUGUGCAGCAUGGCACGACCUCUAGACACUGGUCAGGAAUUUCCAGUGCAGCAAUCGGCACAAGUGGAAGCAAAGUUUAGUUCACAGAAAGAACUGUUUGAGUAUAAAAAAGAGGCUAUGUCAAACAUACAGAAGAAGGAAGCAAAGGAAUAUUGUAGCAUAGACAUCCAGUCUUCUUAUGAUAAUUUAUUGGCUAACAGGUGUCAGUUGCAUAGGUUAAACACUGACAGUACAGUAACAGAUGGCACAAGAGCCAAAGUAUACGAUGAAGUCAUCCCUGAGAAUCGACAGGAGGAGAUAUUUGCCAUAGGUAAUGCUGUCAGUUGGAAUGAGUCACUCCAUAGAGCUUGUGAUUCUGAAAAAAUUGUGGAUGCUGCUGAAGAGGAUGAAUGCAGCCUUAAUUCAGAAAACACACAACACAGUGAAUGUAUUUCCAGUGUAAUGUUAAAUGCUGGAGUAUGUAGUUCAGGAAAAAUUGAGGGAAGUCAUGAUUCUGAGACUCUACCACCUGGUAUAGUUGUAGGGGAAAUAAAUAGCAAACAGGUGGCAGAGAACAUGAAGAGUAACUUUAAAUUAUCCUUAGAGUUACGUGAAAUCGACAGUGAUUCCCUUUUGAUGAGUCAACAUGUAGAAAAGCUUGCUGAAGAAGGCUGCUUCCUAAAGCCAGAGAGCAAAGUAAAAUCAAGUGUGGAAAAGAGACUAUUUCAAAGAAUGUGUAAUGAUAGCCAAACGUUUGCACCUGACCCUAGUGAACAUCAGGGUGUUUUGGAAGAAUUCUUGAAAGAUGAAGAGAAGUGUGCAGGUACAGUUUUGUAUAGCUGUGAAGCUUUGAAUAUGACUGAAAUGCCCAAAAACUUGGAAGAAAGUUCUGAUUUUCAAACUCAAAUUAAGGGUUCCACUGAAAACAAGACAUCAACUGAAGUAGCAAACCACAGUGGUGUGGAGGAAGAUGUUUGUGUGAGUAUCACUGAGCCAAGAGGCGAUGUGCUUGAGGAAGCUGGUAGCUUGAGCAGAGCUCAGUCAUGGGUAAGUGAUGGCAAUUUGACAUCUCAUGAAUUACAUAACAGAAGUGUGGAUGAAAUGUUCCUAAAGGAAAGCAACCUAGAGUCUCAGAUUUCACAAGAGUCGCCAGGGAAUAAAAGUAAAGUGUGCAAAUGUUCAAAUUUGGAUAACGAAAACAGUGUCUCUUCUGUUUCUGUGAAACAUGAGGAUAUGAAUAAAAUGGACAUGAACUGUAGACAAGAUGAGCAUCCGGAUAUAUUUUCCUUCCACACAGUGGAAAAUCAGUGGAAUGCAGGUGCUGACUCAGCCAAAGUAGCUGGGGAUGUAGUAGAAUCUGCAAAACAGACAAAAUCUGAAGUUCACCUGAAUAAGACAAUUGAUAACAAAGCAGAAAAUUUAAAACAGAAUUUGGAUGCUAACACUGUUGAUCAUAUUAAAAACAUCUUGAAUUGCAGGAAAGGCUCGACUCGUGAGCAGAAUACUUACUCACACUCCACUGUACCUGUAGCAUUGGACAAUUGUACGUACAAAAAUGUAAAGUUGAUAGAUGACACCGAAAAACUGGAAGAUGCCAGUGCUCUCUUCCCUAAAGGCCAUAAUUGUUCACCUUUGUUGUGUGAAAAUUCAUAUUCUCAUGUGUGUAACAAACCAGUGGAAGAGCCUGAGUUAUGCCAUUGUGCCAGUCCAGAGCCAGCGGUCAGGAACACCCAAGUUUCUUGUGGGCCCUCUACUGAAGUAGAUUCAGAAAUGUGUGAAAAAAGCGGUUGUGAUGUGAACGAAUGUAAUCUUUGGGGUGGUGAAGUAAAACAGUGUGUCAGCACCCCCUCAAAGGAGGAGAACCUCACUGGUUUCAGUGUGUCAGCUGGCAGUCUAGAGGCUUUUACCUCAGGGAAUUUGAAGCAGUCAAAAGCCAAGACUACUGAACUGAAAAACACCAGUGACAUAUUAAUUACGCAAAUGGAAGACUUGACCACAAGUUGGGAACAGAUGGAGUCAGAUCACAAGAUUUUCUCAAACAAAGAGCUUGGAGUUUUUGUUGACCCAGAGCAGGUAGACAAAUAUGCUGCUACUCCUUCCUACGAAAUACACUGUGCCCCUGCGAGUGCCGCAGGAGUUCAGCAAGGCAGCGAGCUGUGUGUGUUAGAUCUGAUGGAAGACGUAUCAAGUGACCAAGAGUACUCUUAUGAACUGGACAGACAAAAUCCUGGAGUUGAAAUAUGGUCACAUUUCAUCAAUCUUCAAACAGGCAGUGCUGACUGGAGAAAUCAACUGUUUUCUGACACUUUUACUGCUGGUAAUGGUGAAUAUCUGAUGGGCUUUUUAUGGAGUAAUACUGUUUCUAACAAUACCAUGAAGAAUGACAGACUAUAUAUAGUUAGUGAAAACUUCCAGAACGAACUUGAAGAUUUAACAGGUGCUUCACGUGCACUGGGAAGAUACCCUUAUCAGCUGCCAGCACCAGAAAUGGUUGGUACUUGUGGAUGGCAAGAUAAAGAUGAAUUUGAGUCAACAAAGGUUUCUGAGUUAAAUCCUAAUGCAAAAGUCUGGGGAAAUCAUAUGUUACACUUGGAAGCGGCUGGUGCCACUGAUGGUAGUGUGAGCAAAACGUGGGAAGAAAUACCAGACCAACCUCCAGAUUCUUGUAAAGAAGGACUGGAUGCCAAUAGUGACGGUGACAAAAAGCAUCAGAAUGCAGUGCUGACAGAGCUGCAGGAGCCGUCACCGGCCGUUUCGGUGUCAGACCAGACAGAUAUGAACCCUUUGACUCUUGAUCAUUCUGACUAUGAGUCUAUGCAUGAAACCACUCAGACAGGUGGAAAUGAACAGUUGCAGUCAGAAGGUCAGGAAGAUUUACGAGAAUUACUGAAAAAAACACUGGAAUUCUGUUUAUCUAGAGAAAAUCUUGCCAGUGACAUGUACCUUAUAUCACAGAUGGACAGUGAUCAGUAUGUGCCAAUAAUGACAGUAGCAAACCUUGAUCAUGUCAAGAAACUCAGUACUGAUAUGGAUUUGAUUGUUGAAGUGCUGAGAUCGUUGCCUUUAGUCCAAGUGGAUGAGAAGGGGGAAAAAGUUAGGCCAAAUCAGAAUCGCUGUAUUGUGAUUUUACGUGAAGUACCUGAAUCUACCCCCAUUGAAGAGGUUGAAGCACUUUUCAAAGGAGAUAAUUUGCCUAAGUUUAUCAACUGUGAGUUUGCCUAUAAUGACAAUUGGUUCAUCACAUUUGAAUCGGAAGCUGAUGCACAGCAGGCUUAUAGAUACCUUAGAGAAGAAGUGAAAACUUUCCAAGGAAAACCAAUUAAGGCAAGGAUAAAAGCAAAGGCAAUAGCUAUAAACACUUUUUUGCCAAAGAAUGGAUACAGACCUCUGGAUAUGAACCUCUACACGCAGCAGCGUUACACAACAUCCUUUUACUUACCUCCAGUAUACAGUCCCCAUCAGCAGUUUCCAUUGUACAGCUUGAUUGGCCCACAGACCUGGUCAGCCACGCACAGCUACCUUGACCCUUCAUUGGUAACGCCAUUUCCAAAUACUGGAUUUAUCAAUGGAUUCACAUCUCCAACCUUCAAGCCUGCUGCUUCUCCAUUGACUACACUCAGACAGUAUCCUCCUAGGAACAGGAAUCCUAGCAAGUCUCAUAUACGACAUACAAUACCCAGUGCAGAAAGGGGACCUGGGCUUCUAGACAGUCCUACAAUAUUCAACUUUUCUGCUGAUCGUUUAAUCAAUGGCGUCAGGAGUCCACAGACGCGGCAGCCAGGACAAAACAGGACACGGAUGCAGAAUGCUACUACGAGUUACACCAAGAGGGAAGUAGGAACUGGGAGGAUGGAACAGACCAGUGUUGACUCAUCUCCUGGAUUAGGCAGAGGAAGGAAAAACUCAUAUGGCUACCGAAAGAAAAGGGAGGACAAGUUUACAAGAGGUCAAACACAGUCUCCACCACCCCCAAAACCUCCAUCUCCUAGCUUUGAAUUGGGUUUAUCUAGCUUUCCUCCAUUACCUGGGGCUGCUGGCAAUUUAAAGACUGAAGACCUCUUUGAAAACAGACUGUCCAGUGUGGUGAUAGGAACAACAAAAGAAAGAAAUGUUAAUGUGGAUGCAAGUACGAACACUAUUCCACUGGGAAUUCCUCGAGAGCCGUUAUUGCCAGUUUCUUCUCCAUUGCCCAGGACGUUUGAGAGGUCUCCUUCGCCAUCCCAGUCUUCUGAAGACUCCAAGGUUGUGGAUAAACAGCCGAGAGAGACACAGAGUACAGAAAGGCUUUCUUCUUCCACACUCAGUACUGCAUGUAAAUCGGUACAAGUCAAUGGGGCUGCCAUAGAACUGCGAAAACCUAGUUAUGCAGAAAUUUGCCAGAGAACAACUAAGGAUCCUCCUACAUUGCAACCCCAGAAAGAACAGAAGCCAAACACUGUAGCAUGUGGGAAAGAGGAAAGAAAGCCCACAGAAACAAUAGAGAAAAACAGAGAACCUCCUCCUGCAAAGUCACAUCCUGGACAACCCAAAGACCAGAGGAGACAGUCAGGACGCAGAUCAUCCCCUCCAGCCGUUGGCAAACGCGUAAAUAAAGAACAGAAUACCCCUCCAAAAUCUCCUCAGUGAAGCUAACGCCUGGGAGGGAUUUGAGAAGAGGUCUGCUUCCCACAAAUUAAACCCAUGUUCCCAAUAAAGAUGCCUGAGAAUGAGUUGCUGGUUAGGAGCUUGCAGUGAUACUAGGC